Coregonus sp. 'balchen' is the source of this 3742-nucleotide messenger RNA. NCBI's taxonomy places the organism in Eukaryota, Metazoa, Chordata, Actinopteri, Salmoniformes, Salmonidae. The record is from the annotation of a GenBank genome assembly.
AGUGGACAUUUUGACAGCCGCACUGAGCAAACAUGGCGGCGGCCGUAGAUAGUGUUGUGAAAGUGUAAGUUGUCCUUUAUUUAUUUUUUAACGAGUAGGUGCAUUUGACACUUUCAGAGAUUUAAGUCCCGACGUAGGAGUUGACAAUGUAUUGGAAACUAUGUAGAACAUGGCUAUUUGCCGUCUAGUUAUCUUUACAGCAAAGCGUUGUCUACACGUAGCUAGCCAACUAGCUAUGUGGCUAUUGUUUCUCUAGCAAGUUUAGCUAGCCUAUGUUAGACAACAAUGCUUCAAUUGAAAAUGGUUGUCCUUUGUUAACUUACUGUAAACAAGACGGAAGUUUAUAAACGGUCGACAUAAAGAUUAUGGUGUGAAUUUAAAUUGCACCUAACGUUAACUAAUAGCUACGUAGCUAGCUUUAUAGCUAGGCCCAGCGUAGCUUGCUUGCCAACAAUUGAAGCGCACCCUGUCUGCGGUUCUGCAUUGUCUACCUACUGUAGCUAGGUAUUAUCCUGUAAUAUUACAGUGAACGGAGUGGUCCUGUACAACUAUACAUAAUUAUUCGUUUUGAAAUGGUUAGAAUAACGACUAUGAUCAUUUCUAGUCUAGCAUGAGUGUGAUUUGUGUUUUAUUGAUUCAGGCUCGGGGAGCAGUACUAUAAGGAUGCUAUGGAACAGUGCCACAGCUAUAAUGCUCGUCUGUGUGCGGAGAGGAGCAUCCUUAUGCCUUUCAUCGACUCUCAGACUGGUGUUGCUCAAAGCAAUUGCUACAUCUGGAUGGAGAAGAGACACAGGAGUGCAGGUCUGUAGCGAAGACACACACACACACACAUUCACUCCCUCAAAAGCACACUUUAAUGAUCAACACUUUUUCAUCCAUAUAUAUAUUUUGUUCAGGCAUGGCUGCUGGGCAGCUGUAUAGCUAUCCAUCUCGACGCUGGAGGAAGAGACGUCGGUCCCACCCUCCUGAGGACCCCCGUUUGGCCUUCCCCCCUAUCAAAUCAGGUACAAUUCCUUUUUAUUGUUUGUUCUUAAUGUCAGAGGGCACAGUGUGGCCCGGUAGUCUUCUGCCUCUUCAGUAUUGAAUAAGCCUCUCUCGCUCUGUGUAGCGGAGCUGGAGCUGGGUCUGAAACGGGAUGUCGUGGGCGCGGUGGACGGCAGCAGCCUAGAGGCCCUGCUGAAGGGGGAGCCCCUGGAGAGGAGGGGCCCGCCGGACCCCCGGGCCCCGGAGGACAACCCAGCCACACCUGAACCCGUGGCCGCCACAGUCUCCAGCCACACCUCCUCUGGACGCAUCCGCAAGGUUAGAUGGAACCUCUGACCUCCCUAGAUCAAUGAACCAAAUAUAUAUUUUUUAAUGCACAUUUUACAAACGAGGCUCUGUCAGUGCACCUGUCUUAUCUUGAACUCUACUCUGCUUUCAGAGGGUGCUGGACCACGAUGACUACCUGGAUGAUCUGGACGAUGAGGACUUUGAGGACGAGACCCCAAAGAGACGAGGGAAGGGCAAGUCCAAGGGUCGUGGAGUGGCCAAUGGAAAGAAGAAAAUGGAGGCAGCCGCUGCAGCCCUGGAGGAGCAGGACAAACCUUACGCCUGUGACAGUGAGUAUAGAUUUAUUCGAUGUAAAUUCUGGUGUAUGUGCAUGUAUGAUGACUUACUCCAUAAUGAUGUGUGUGUUUGCAGUCUGUGGGAAGCGCUAUAAGAACCGUCCGGGCCUGAGCUACCACUACACACACUCCCAUCUGGCGGAGGAAGAGGGGGAGGACAGAGAGGAGAUAGAUUCCCCUCCCCCCCGGCGCCAUCCUGAGGAGCACAAGAGUGAGUCACUGUCUGGAAUGAUAGCUACUGGAAUCAUGAGUCACAUUCUACUAUAGAGCUGGUCACAUUUCUAUUAUAGAUCUAGAAACUCCUGCUUAUCUCAUGAUACCAGACCUGGGUCAAAUGCAUGUCUUAACAGUUGAGGUGCGCUUCAUUUACUACAAUGGAAUCAAUGGAAUAGUCCCAAAAGUGCAUACCCAAAGCUAAAUGAAGCACACCUCAAGAGCGAGUCAAACUAUUACAAAGUUAAAGAGUCACUCUACUCUAGUUUCAGAGGGAUGUCAGUGUUCUAGGGCAGGUUGAGUGUAUUUCAUUCUCAUUGUUCUCUGUCUCCUCUCUUAUCUCAGCUCCUAAGAAAGGCCCUAACGGUCUGGCCCUGCCCAACGACUACUGCGACUUCUGUCUGGGAGACUCCGCCCACAACCAGAAGACCGGCCAGUCAGAGGAGCUGGUGUCCUGCUCAGACUGCGGACGCUCAGGUAGGAACCUCCUACCCACACCCCACAUUUCCAUUAAAGGGAUAGUUCAGGCAAAAUCUAUAUUUGGGUGGAAUGACCCUUACCUUGAGUUGUCUGAAGGCCCAGGGUGACAGAAUCCACAAUAAUCCAUUAUUUAUUUCUGCCACAGCCAGGAGUUAGCAUCGUCAAAAUUCAUGAAUGUAAACAGCCAAACUGAUGUUAUCAAUGCUGCUCUAUAACUCCUUAGUGUAGUCCUCUGGCUCUAUUUGAGUGUUCUGUGGAUGUAUUUCAACCUUUAUUUUGCCAGGUUGGUAAGUCAUUGACAACAGACCUGUGUCUGUCUCCCUUCAGGUCACCCGUCCUGCCUGCAGUUCACAGAUGUGAUGAUGGCAGCUGUAAAGACGUACCGCUGGCAGUGUAUCGAGUGCAAGUGCUGCAACGUCUGUGGUACCUCAGAGAACGACGUGAGUGCUGCUCCACCUCUGCCUUCUCAUACUUCUCCUGUUCUGUGUCUCCUCACACACACUGUUUCUCUGUCUGUCAGGACCAGCUGCUGUUCUGUGAUGACUGUGAUCGAGGAUACCACAUGUACUGCCUCGACCCUCCUAUGACUGAGCCCCCAGAAGGUAUGUCACAGUCUAACCACAACUUCUCUUUGAUGUCAAUGAAGCCCACAUUUACUAUGUUGAACUGGUGAGUUUCCAUGUAUUAAACUCUCUCUCUCUACAGGGAGUUGGAGUUGUCACCUUUGCCUGGCGCUGCUGAAGGACAAGGCAUCCAUAUACAAGCAGCAGAGCCUCACCACAGAGGAUGAAUAGCGGUUAGUUGUUAGUAUCUUUGGGGCCACCCCAGAGUAACCCACCCUGCCCUCAGCCAGGGGACCCCACCUUACCACCCCACACAACGACAGUAGCUCCUCACACCCUGGUCCGCACCCCCUCAAUGACCAGGAGGUAGGGUGUGGGUCUGGUUGGGGACUGGAGAGGAGGGAGUCCUCUCCCCACCACCCUGUAGGCAUGCCCCUUCCUGUCUCUCCUCCUAUCACGGCUGUUAACUCACCCGGACUGUUACACACUCUGCAGAGACCACCGUAACCCUGGUAACCACUGUCUCUACAGAGUUCAUGUUAGAAAGAAAGGAUUAGCAUCUCAUGCUAACUAUUCCCCAACUCAACUCCCCCUCUCCUUUAUAUGGUGUGGACUGCUAAGACAGGCAGUGUGCUUAAUUUGUUGCCAAAAUAUCUAUUUGUACUUGUUAAAAAAAUAACCAAGUGUAUGGAUUUAAGGAUUCCAAAAUAUGAUCACAUUGUUGAGGGAUAUUAAGUGGACUUUUGUAGUGAAGUUGUCUGUGUACUUCUUUUGGAUGUUUUAAAAACAUUUUUAUCUCAAAGGUUUUCCUGCAACAACAAAUAUUUAAGGAACCUCUGGUGCCAAGGUCCAUAUGUUGUGUCCCAAAUGGCAUCCUAU